AUGACUGCGUGGGACGGGGUGCUGCCCUUCUACCCCCAGCCCAGGCGCGCCGCCGGCUUCAGCGUCCCGCUGCUCAUUGUCAUCCUGGUAUUCUUGUCCUUAGUCGUUAGCUUCCUGCUCAUCUUGCCGGGGAUCCGCGGCCGUUCGCGCUGGUUCUGGUUGGUGAGAGUUCUUCUUAGCCUGUUCAUAGGUGCAGAGAUUGUGGGCUCCCAAGCCUUCUUCUUUCCGUCCCAUCAUCAGGCCCCUAGUCCCAUCCGCCCGCCCCCACCCUCACCCACGCGUCACUGUGUGAAUCUCCCCGUAGCUGUGCACUUCAGCGGAGACUGGUUCGUGGGGAGAGUGUGGACCAAUACAUCCUACAAAGCCUUCAGUACGGCCCGGGUUCAAGUCCACGUCGGUCUGCACGUGGGACUGGUGGGCGUUAAUAUUACUCUCAGAGGAACGCCAGUGCAGCAGCUCAACGAGACCAUCGACUACAACGAGCGAUUCACCUGGCGCCUGGACGAGGACUACACCGAGGAGUACAUGGACGCGCUGGAGAAGGGACUGCCCGACCCGGUGCUGUACCUGGCCGAGAAGUUCACCCCCAGCAGCCCCUGCGGCCUGUACCACCAGUACCACCUGGCGGGCCACUACGCCGGGGCCACGCUGUGGGUGGCGUUCUGCUUCUGGAUCGUCGCCAACGCGCUGCUCUCCACGCCCGCCCCGCUCUACGGGGGCCUGGCCCUGCUCGCCACCGGCGCCUUCACGCUCUUCGGCGUCUUCGCCUUCGCCUCGGUGUCCGCCGUGCCGCUCUGCCGCUUCCGCCUGGGCCCCGAGGCCCUCACGCCUCGCUACGGCGCCUCCUUCUGGGUCACGCUGGCCACCGGCAUCCUGAGCCUCCUCCUCGGAGGCGCCGUGGUGAUUCUCCACCACGCUCGGCCCGGCGCUCUCCGCUCCUUUCUGGAUCAGGGCAGCGGCCAGACGAAGGCGAACCCGCCCCUCGUCCUCGACAACCCGCGGCACCAGCAGUGUGGGGGCCCGGACUCGAAUAUUACCACUGUCCUGUGACGAGAACUAACUCCGCGGGUUGCCAGCUCCCCCGCCCCCGGGGAUGCCGCAGAGCUGAAGCCCGCCGGGAGCGCGGCUGAGUCUGGGGGAUGGCGCGUCCCCGCAGCAGGGCAAGGGGGCGCCCGGGAGAACGCAUUUCUCGGGAGAGUUGUAAAUAAA
Messenger RNA from Psammomys obesus (fat sand rat), 1209 nucleotides. RefSeq names its product dual oxidase maturation factor 2 (gene Duoxa2). NCBI's taxonomy places the organism in Eukaryota, Metazoa, Chordata, Mammalia, Rodentia, Muridae. Bases 1 to 1050 code for a protein of 349 amino acids. Gene Ontology annotation, cellular component: endoplasmic reticulum membrane. The transcript is spliced from 6 exons. Gene Ontology annotation, biological process: protein transport. The record is from RefSeq and is a predicted model, not a curated record.